AUGAAGCCAUACCUACCUUUAGACAUCAUCACAAAUAUCCUCUUGAGACUCUCUCCUCAAAGCAUUGCAACUUGCAAAUGCAUUUGUAAACCAUGGCUUAAUCUCAUUGAGAGCGAUGCUUUUGUCGAGUCCCAUCUUUCUAAAUCAGCUCCCGUCCUUGCUGUUUCCAUUACCAAGUGGGAUUCAAAUUGGUUUAGUGUUUUCGAAUUGGAAGACGAGCUCGACCCGUUCUCAAAUAGGUUCGAUGUUUGUGCCAAGCAUGGUCCAAUCACCAAGUUUGAUUUUCGUCGAGAAUCAACAAUACUAUGUGCUGCCAAAUGUCUGCUUCUUUUAAAAAAUGCAUUCAUGGAUGAUCAUCUCUACGUAUGUAAUCCCAUCACCCGUGAAUUUGUUGAGCUCUGUGGGCCUGUUAUUCGGAAGGGAGAUCGUUUUGGAUUUGGAGUGAGCAAAAUAAGUGGACAACAUAAAGUUGUCUAUCAUAGCCCUGAAUCUGGAUUUCAUGUGUACACUCUUAAAGCGGGAUCUUUGUGGAGAGCCGUCGAAGCUGGGCCCCUUUUUCUAACUACUGCGACUCCUCCAUUUGUGGUGCAUUUCUUAAUGGCAAUCUCCAUUGGUUAG
Molecule: messenger RNA, 618 nt
Organism: Salvia hispanica
Lineage: Eukaryota; Viridiplantae; Streptophyta; Magnoliopsida; Lamiales; Lamiaceae
Source: RefSeq, a predicted model, not a curated record